UUGGGGGUGUUUUUCUUUUGUCGAGCGUGAACAAGAGACAAACUUCUACCAUGGCACUGGUUAUGGAGCCUGUGAGCAAGUGGAGCUCCAGUCAGGUGGUUGACUGGAUGAAAGGCCUGGACGACUGCCUGCAGCAGUACAUCAAGACCUUCGAGAGGGAGAAAGUAGGGGGGGACCAGCUGCUGCGUAUCACCCACCAGGAGCUGGAGGAUUUGGGAGUGUCCAGAAUUGGCCACCAAGAGCUCAUACUGGAGGCUGUGGACUUACUCUGUGCUCUGAAUUAUGGGCUGGAGACUGAGAAUCUGAAGACUCUUUCUCAUAAGCUCAAUGCGUCUGCCAAGAACCUGCAGAACUUCAUCACAGGCAGGCGGCGCAGUGGCCAUUACGACGGCCGAGCCACUCGCAAGCUGCCCAAUGACUUUCUUACCUCCGUGGUGGACCUGAUCGCUGCGGCUAAAAGCCUUCUGGCGUGGCUGGACAGGUGAGAUUUGCAAAAAGGUGCACCUGUAAUACAUUUAAGUGUGUUAAAUCGCAUGUGUAAACAAUUAUAUACACACAUAAAUACAUUGUAACAGUGCUCUCUGAAUGUUCCCCAGGACUGCUCUGUGUACGAAACAGAAAACAAAAUCCUGCAUGUGUGUAAAACUCUGUCUGGAGUGUGCGACCACAUUAUUUCUCUGUCCUCGGAUCCCAUGGUGUCCCAGGCCGCACAUUUGGAGGUUGUGCAGCUAGCCAACAUAAAAUCCACUGAAGGACUGGGCAUGUAUAUCAAAUCAACAUAUGACGGUUUGCAUGUAAUCACAGGGACAACAGAAGGAUCCCUCGCUGACCGCUGUAAGAAAAUCCAUGCUGGAGAUGAAGUCAUUCAGGUCAAUCAUCAGACAGUGGUGGGCUGGCAGCUGAAGAACUUGGUGAAUUUGUUGCGUGGGGACCCCGCAGGUGUCACCCUGACUUUGAAGAAACGCCCUCAGAGCACGCUCACCUCAACCCCUGCUCUGCUCAAAAACAUGAGAUGGAAACCAUUGGCUCUGCAACCAAUCUUCCCUCAGAGCCCCAGCAGCAGUGUCGCCACGCCCACCAGCACUUUAAGUACUCCAUCCAGGAGGAGUAGCUGUGCCCUGCAAGACCUCUACAUCCCCCCUCCUCCAGCAGAACCCUACACCCCGAGAGAUGACAAGGGAAAUCUACCGGGUGAUGAUCCUCAAUCAGACAUCCAUGUCGCCGAAGGAUCUGAGUCACCAAACUCCUACCUGGACCAGGAGUGUCGGGGGCAAUUUCCUCUGGUGGAGGAAGAUGCUAUACUGUACUGUUAUGAGUACGACCAGAACCAAGAGGUGUCAUCAGUCCGCAGGGGGAGCACUCCCACAUAUGAGAAUUCCCUGCUGCGUUUUGCGAGUGAAGAUAAGACCCUGGGGGAGAACUUCCUGCUGGGACGCAGCCUGAGUCAGAACAGGAGGAAGACUGAGCGAGGAGGCAGCCCCACCCAUUAUACGCUCGUCCCAGCCCUCCAGAUGGAAGUCUCUCUGUCCACAUCCAGCUCUGACUCUGCCUCCCUCUACCAUGUGUUUGAACGCUCCUCACUGCUGUCAAGGUCAAAGAAGAAGAGUAAAGCUGGAAGUCCCAUGUCUUCAAUCAGCAAGCGGCGGAUUUCCUGCAGGGACUUGGGUCAGGGGGACUGUGAGGGAUGGCUGUGGAAAAAGAAGGAUGCUAAAACCUAUUUUUCGCAGAAGUGGAAGAAGUACUGGUUCAUCCUGAAAGACACGUGCCUGUACUGGUACAUGAAUGAGGAGGAUGAGAAGGCAGAGGGCUUUGUCAGCCUCCCAGAGUUCAAGAUUGAUCGUGCCACUGAAUGCAGAAGGAAGUUCGCUUUCAAGGCAUGCCAUCCGAAGAUAAAGACGUUCUACUUUGCAGCAGAAAAUGUAGACGACAUGUCCCGGUGGCUGAGUCGUCUGAGUAUGGCAGUGGCAGGCUACUCCGAGCAGGAGAAAAUUCGCCAGGACCAAGAUUACUGGAGUGAGAGUGAUCACGAGGACCUGGAGAUGCCCUCGAUGCCCAAACAGGACAGUCCUCCACCACCUUAUGACACCUAUCCCAGAGCAUCCUCGGUGAGUCCCUACCUGGAGCCGAAACGUGGCCAUCUCUCCUCCUCUGACACGUUCCAGUCCCGCUCCUCUCAUGAGGAGUUCCACUCUGAGCCUCCAGACGGCAGCAGCAGCAACAACAGCGUGUCCCCCGGGCAGAAGACUAGCAUCCACAGAAACUCAUGGCAGGACCAGAUGGAGAGCAACGCGAGGAUGCACUACCUCCAGACAUUUCCUGUGGAGGAGACCAUGCUCUCUGGCGACAGAGACCAACUGGCAAUGGAGUACCGCAGGCAGUCCACUCUGCCCGCACAGCGCAGCCUGCUGCAAGAGCAGUACAGGGCCCUGCCUCUGCCCCUCAGGGCCAGUAUCGAUUCAGAGGCGGGAGGGAAGCCACGCAGCUUCACGCUACCCAGAGACAGCGGGCUGCACGCUAUCCUGGCUGCCACCGCCGCCGCGGAUCAGAGAGAGCCCCAGCACUACCACCUGGACAGGGCCAGAGACACUGGCCAUGGACGGGACUGCAGGAUGCAGGCAGACUCUCUGGGAGAUUUGUACCGGGCUCUGGAGCAGACCAGUCUGUCCACCUCAGAUGACCACAGAUCAGCCAGCCGCCUGGAGUACAAGCGCUCAUUUGUCCGCCGGGUCAACGACCCCCUGCUCAAUGACAAGCUUCACCGCCUCCGGAUCCUCCAUAGCUCACUUAAGAAUGUCCCUCUUCAGGACACAAAUCGGUCAUUGGGUUUUUUAGGGUAAGGAUCUGUGUGUUGAUUGAACCUCAAAUGUAUCGCGUCUGCCUGUGCCUCACACUGCCGGCAUCCUUCUGCUGGAGAUAAAAGGCACCUAAAACCUCCUUUUACCCGCUCAGCUCUACAUCUCCUUUUUCUGUACCGCUACUUCAACCUCGCUCACCGUGCAGGAGCACAAAGACUUGGUGUCUCCACCCAAUCUCUCUCUUUUAAAGAUGAGGGCUGUUACAAAAUGGCAAAAAAAAAUUGUCUGGCUUGAUAAAAUGACUCGUAGACUCGCAGGUUUUAUGACAGGGUUUAAGCACUUUGUGUCUGUGUCCAGGACUUGUAGGAGAGCUUUGUAACUCAUCGCUCAUACUGUAUGCAUGGCCACCUCCCCUCACAUCUGUUGAAUUGUUUUGAACAUUAUGCUGGAGUUGGAGUACAGCUGCUCAGUAAGAUUCGACGGAGGAAUUAAAAGCUAUUUUGGAUGUACACAACGUUUUGUUAUGCAUGUGUGUAUGAUUAAAGAGUAUGUUUGUUCUAUGAGUGUACAGGGUGUUAAGCAUAUAUAUAUUUAAUAUUACAUUACUACAACAAUACAGUGACUACACAAUGUUUUGGGGUACUUAAUACAAACUGUAAAUCAAGUGCUGUGCCUCAGUGAUUGUGAAUGUACAUUGUACUUUUCCAAGAGAGACAAGGAAAGAUAUAGAAAGCAAGCUAUUCCUCAAAACAGGGGCAUAAGAAUAUAACGCUUGGCAAUAAUGAACUAGUAUUGUAAAUUACAAAGGAAUGAACAUAAUAGUUGUCUAUUUUUGUAUGCAUGCCGUCUACCUAAUUGCUUGUAAAACAGUUUUGUAUUUCUAAGUGCCCCCCCCCCCAACUCCCCCCUACCACAACAUUGUGUUUAUAAGACUUAUUUUACAAUUUGUCCCAGAAAAUUGCAGUUGAUUUUUUUUUUAAUGUUUGCCACAAAAAGAGGAAUAACUGUAUUUAUUAGGUGUUUAAUGUACAAGCAUGCUUUGUAUAACUAAAACACAUUACCAUGCCAUUGGAAAUUGACUUGCAUUACAAGUGUGCCACAUUGUAGCUACAAUACUUUUUUAAGGAAUAAAGUAUGGAAUGGGCACACGUAA
Messenger RNA from Morone saxatilis (striped sea-bass), 3948 nucleotides. RefSeq names its product connector enhancer of kinase suppressor of ras 2-like. The transcript is spliced from 20 exons. Lineage: Eukaryota; Metazoa; Chordata; Actinopteri; Moronidae. Gene Ontology annotation, molecular function: protein binding. Gene Ontology annotation, biological process: regulation of signal transduction. Gene Ontology annotation, cellular component: cytoplasm; membrane. The record is from RefSeq and is a predicted model, not a curated record.